UAUAAUUUCUUUAUCAAAUAAUUGAUAGUAGUAAGAACCAGGUAUCAUAAAUCUAAAGUAUAAUUUAUAUAUUAAAGAACAAAUAAUUUAUUAAAAAUUAAUUAUAUAAAAAUAACCAUUUACCCUGUUUACUUUACAAGAUAGUAAAACUAGCUAGUGUGGUUGCUUUUAAUCGAUCCAUGCGUUGGUGUUGGCAAAAGAAGAAAUAAAAACUUUUGAUUAAAGAAGCAAAAUAAUAAGCCAAUUUAGGAGAAGACCAGUUCAAGAGAGGCCAUGGAUCCACAUAAAUUGAAUUUUGCUAAGUUAUCGUAAUUCAGUUACACUUAAAUAGCUAGCUACAAUCUUGGCCGUUGAUCAGUCGUUGGUUGUUUUACACUGAAUAACUGAUCUCACUAGACCUGGCACACUGGUUAAUUAAUUAAGAUCCGGCUCCUUCGUUGACUAUACUAUUUAAAUAAUUUAGAAUGCCAUUCAUUGAACAACAUAUACAAAUAAAAUAAAAUUUAACUAGCUAGCUAGUGAUCAAAAAUUUAUCACUAGUCUAGUGCAUGUGUUCACCGCUACUUGCUGCAGAGAAAAGAAAGGAUUAAAUUAAUUAAUUAGUUUGCAUGCAUGCAUGCAAAAUUGUACAUGCACGCAUGAGAGAUAGAGAGAAGUGGCGGCGGCAUUGAUCUUUGCGAGCUCCAUCAAAAUUAUAAGUUUCAUCCAUAAAUGAAAAGAGGUUUGAACCGGCCAGAUUCUGGGGGAACAUUGGCCUUUGUAAUUGCUGCUUCUUGCUCUUCCCCCUCACCAGAACUUGACACAAUUCCCCAACAGUUCAUUAUUUCUGUCACCAGGUUCCGCAAAAGGUUUAUUAUUUUCCAUUCUUUUUCUUUUUAUGUGGAAUUGUCACGUUUAAUUGUUGAAUAUGUCGUUACGUGGAAUUUCCGUCAUAAUUUUUUUUUUAAAAAGAAAAAAACGUUCAUGUUCGUAAAACUUGUAACACAAGUCAUCAUCGGUGAUAUUUUCUUGUAUUAUGUUGAUGAGUUUUAUUCUUAUUAGCUCAAUCUGUUGGGCAUCAACUUUGUAGGAUCGAUGCAAUUCAGCUUAUUUGUGAAUGUAAAAGAACUAAAGAAGAGUAGCAAAGUACCUGCUUUGUUAUGCUUAUGCAUAAAUGAAUAAAUAUAAAUACUCUUGUUCCUUUACUUGGCUGCUUAAUGCUUAUUCAGAUGAUUCUGUCUCCAUUUAUAUAUUCAUCCUUCCUUAUUAUUAUUUGAUCGAGUCGCCCAGCUUGGAGAUCGGAAAUUCAUUUAUUCUUAUGGAGAUAAACAAUCUAUCUUAUCAAAAACAUACUUUAUUUAGGAUUCUAAAUACUUAUACAACACGAAACAAGAUAGGAGUGGAAAUCCAUGCUUGAAAAUGACUCUAAAGAUGAGUUUCAUUGUCUUUUUAAAAGAGAAAUUCGUAUAUGUAGAAUUUGAAGUGUUUCAAUAUUUUUGUUAUUUCCCCAUUAAUAUUGAAGCUUUCAAAUUGUUACCUUUUCCCAUCUUAUCAACUUCAAUCAUUAUGUUUUCUCUCUCUCUCUCUCAUCAUUGUCUAUAUCAAUAAUGGAGCUUAGUAGUUUUAAACAGAGUUUUACAUGUUGCAGAUGGAACCAGGAAUUUGCAAUUCUGUCAACUCCGUAAAUGUUGAAGCAACCGAGAAAAAGGUGACAGGAGGAAAUGGAAGCUACACAGAGCAGUCAGACACAAGCUAUAAGAAGAUUAAAGGAGGUUGGAAAACUGCAAUUAUCUUGUUAGCGAAUCAAGCACUGGCUACACUAGCUUUCUUUGGAGUUGGAGUGAACUUGGUUCUGUUUCUGACCCGAGUCCUUCGCCAAGACAGUGCUGAGGCUGCUAACAAUGUGAGCAAGUGGACCGGAACCGUUUACAUAUUUUCACUCAUUGGAGCCUUCCUCAGUGAUUCUUACUGGGGACGAUAUUUAACCUGCGCAAUCUUUCAGUUCAUUUUUGUUGUGGGCUUGGGGAUGUUGUCAUUGUCGUCUUGGCGGUUUUUGAUCAAACCGGUUGGUUGCGGCAAUGAAGAAACUACAUGCUUGGAACCAUCAUCAGUGGGUGUUGGCAUUUUCUACUUGUCCAUAUAUCUAGUGGCAUUUGGAUAUGGAGGGCACCAACCCACCUUAGCAACCUUUGGUGCAGAUCAAUUUGACGAGAAGAACGAAAAACAAAAGAACGCGAGAGAAGCUUUCUUCUCUUAUUUUUACUUUGCCCUCAAUGUUGGAUCUCUGUUCUCCAACACUAUAUUAGUAUACUACGAGGAUUCAGGAAUGUGGACAAUGGGUUUCUUGGUGUCCUUGGCCUCAGCUGUUAUUGCCUUAGUUUCAUACUUAGCAGGAUAUCGAAAAUAUAGAUAUGUAAAGGGAUAUGGGAAUCCGGUGAUAAGGGUAGUUCAGGUGUUUGUGGCCACUGUUAGAAAGUGGAAGGUUGGUCCAGCCAAGGAACUCCAACUUUAUGAGGUUGAUGGUCCAGAAUCUGCCAUAAAAGGGAGUAGAAAGAUUCAUCACAGCAAUGAUUUUAGAUUCAUGGACAAGGCAGCAACAAUAACGGAGAAAGAUGCAGUUAAUCUCAAGAAUCACUGGCGGCUAUGUACUGUAACUCAAGUUGAGGAAGCCAAAUGCGUACUGAGAAUGCUACCAGUUUGGCUAUGUACUAUAAUUUAUUCAGUUGUGUUUACGCAAAUGGCUUCUCUUUUUGUCGAGCAAGGGGAUGUGAUGAACAACAAGAUAGGAAAUUUUCACUUGCCAGCAGCCAGCAUGUCAGUGUUUGAUAUCUGCAGUGUCCUUUUAUGCACUGGAAUUUAUCGCCAAAUCCUUGUUCCUCUAGCAGGAAGAUUUAGUGGCAAUCCUAGGGGACUAACUGAGCUUCAAAGAAUGGGAGUUGGCCUAAUUAUUGGAAUGUUAGCUAUUCUUGCAGCUGGUGCCACAGAGUUUGAAAGGCUCAAACACAUUACACCCGGGGAAAAGGCUAGUUCUUUGAGUAUAUUUUGGCAAAUCCCACAGUAUGUUCUAGUUGGUGCUUCAGAAGUUUUCAUGUAUGUGGGUCAACUGGAGUUCUUUAAUGGGCAAGCCCCAGAUGGCAUAAAAAGCUUUGGGAGCUCACUUUGCAUGGCUUCAAUUUCUCUUGGAAACUAUGUGAGUAGCUUGCUGGUGUACAUGGUGAUGGGAAUCACUGCAAGAGGCGAGAAUCCGGGAUGGAUUCCCAAUAACUUGAAUGUGGGGCACAUGGAUAGGUUUUUCUUCCUCGUUGCAGUGCUAACUGCUCUUGAUUUUGUACUCUACUUAUUAUGUGCUCGCUGGUACAAGAGCAUCAACCUUGGAGAUGGUGACAUGGGAAGCCAAGAGGACGAGGAAGUGAUCAGUAAAGUUUGAUUCAGUUGUUUUGAAUUUUCAUUUCCUUGCUAGGAAUUUGUUUAUCUUAGUAGUUUUAAUAAGGCUGUUCAAGGAUGUCCCUUUUGGUGACACAAAGCAUGACCAGUUCAAUUGAGAGAGGAUUGACAAAAUAUUGGUGGGAUGAUUGCUUUCUUGAUACCAUUACAGCUUUGGUGAGAUGUCAAAUUUGGCAUUUGGACUUGUGCUACUCUGUGAAUCACGGAAAAUGUUUUUAGUGAAUAUAAAUGAAUAUAGUAGGCCUUCUUAGUUUCUAUG
Messenger RNA from Glycine soja, 3682 nucleotides. Its product is annotated as protein NRT1/ PTR FAMILY 7.1-like. Gene Ontology annotation, biological process: transmembrane transport. Gene Ontology annotation, cellular component: membrane. Gene Ontology annotation, molecular function: transmembrane transporter activity. Bases 1619 to 3406 code for a protein of 595 amino acids. NCBI's taxonomy places the organism in Eukaryota, Viridiplantae, Streptophyta, Magnoliopsida, Fabales, Fabaceae. The transcript is spliced from 5 exons. The record is from RefSeq and is a predicted model, not a curated record.